GGCCGGAUCACUCGCCCUGCACUAACCUCGGUCGCCUCCAUCCGCGCCACCUUGCUCGCACUUUAAAUACCCCCUCGAUCGCGCGCACUCAGCACUAUCCGCGCACCACCGCCACCACACCAAGGCACCGGGUAGCUAGGCUAGUGGAGUGGACGCCCCGCCGCGCGCACGGGCGGCAAGCAUGGGCCCUGCGGCGGUCGCCGUCCUGAUCAUCCUCUGCGCCGCCGCCGCUGAGGCCCGCGUCCCGGCCGGCCACCUCGCGACGAGGCGGCGCGACAGUGUUCCCGCGGGCGUGGGCGCGUGCGCGCUGGCCGUGGCCCCCUUCGGCUACCCCUGCGAGGAGCACACGGUGACGACGGUGGAUGGGUACAUCCUGAGCCUGCAACGAAUCCCGAGGGGCCGGCGCGCCAGCGGCGGCGGCGGCGCGGGGCAGCCGGUGCUUCUGCAGCACGGCGUUCUCACGGACGGCAUGACAUGGCUGCUCAGCUCGCCGGAGGAAUCGUUGGCGUACAUCCUCGCGGACAGCGGCUUCGACGUGUGGGUGGCCAACAACAGGGGCACCAGGUGGAGCAGCCGCCACGUCUCCCUCGACUCCUCCUCCCGGAGGUACUGGGACUGGUCGUGGGACGACCUGGUGGUGAACGACAUGCCGAGCCUGGUUGACUACAUCUACAGCCACACCGAGCAGAAGCCACACUUCCUCGGCCACUCCAUGGGGACGCUGGUGGCGCUGGCGGCCUUCUCGGAGGGCAGGACGGUGGACAAGCUCAAGUCGGCGGCGCUGCUGACCCCGGUCGCCUAUCUGUCCCACAUGACCACCCCCCUCGGCAUACUGCUCGCCAAAGCAUUCGUUGGAGAGCUCAUCACUAUCCUCGGUGUGGCGGAGUUCAACCCAGUAACGCCGGCGGUGGCGAGCCUCUUCAAGGAACUGUGCCGCCAUCCUGGAACCAACUGCUACGACCUCCUCACAGACUUCACAGGGAAGAACUACUGCCUCAACAGCUCGGCCGUCGACGUCUUCCUCCAGUACGAGCCGCAGCCGACGUCCACCAAGACCAUGGUGCACCUCGCCCAGACGUUCCGCGACGGCGUGCUGUCCAAGUACGACUACGUGUGGCCGGGCGUGAACGUGGAGAAGUACGGCCAGCCGGACCCGCCGGCGUACAACAUGUCCAACAUACCGGCGGGCUUCCCGCUCUUCCUCAGCUACGGCGGCCGGGACGAGCUGGCCGACCCCGGCGACGUCGGCCGCCUCCUCGGCGACCUCCGGGGCCACGACCCCGGCAGGCUCACGGUGCAGUACCUGGAGCAGUUCGCGCACGCCGACUUCGUCAUCGGCACCUGCGCCAAGGACUACGUCUACAACCACGUCGUCUCCUUCUUCAACCGCUUCAACUAGCAACAAGCUCGUCUCCAACAAAGAUGGGGGAUUUGGAGGGUGAACAGCUACAGUUGCUGCAAGAUUACGGAGGAGAAAUUACGCUUACAUAUAGUAGCUGUGAAUAUGUCAAUAGUAUGGAAAUCUCAUAAUUACACCAGAGGUGAUCGCCAUGGCUACAUGCACCCGUUUAUGCACAGGCUGAGAAUUACCAGGCGUUCCCUGAACUAAAAGUAUGGCCACUCGUA
Molecule: messenger RNA, 1626 nt
Organism: Aegilops tauschii subsp. strangulata
Lineage: Eukaryota; Viridiplantae; Streptophyta; Magnoliopsida; Poales; Poaceae
Product: triacylglycerol lipase 2
Biological process (GO): lipid metabolic process
Molecular function (GO): hydrolase activity, acting on ester bonds
Source: RefSeq, a predicted model, not a curated record